Seminavis robusta is the source of this 716-nucleotide messenger RNA. NCBI's taxonomy places the organism in Eukaryota, Bacillariophyta, Bacillariophyceae, Naviculales, Naviculaceae. The record is from the annotation of a GenBank genome assembly.
AAAUAUAAAAUCGAAACCAAAAUAUAAAAUCCAAACCAAAAUAUAAAGCAGAAUCACUUGUAAAUCGCGAUUUCGGGCCCUUUCAGGGGUGCUGGAUUACUACAGCCGUAGUACAUCAGCAGCUUCCGCAAAAGAGGGCAAGAAAGCGAAUUUCUUCGAAGUCUGUGCGCUGUACGUACCGGUACGUAGGUUUUGUACUGGACCCAGAUCGACCAUGACACCCAGCAGCAGGCAGCAUUUUGAGGUGAACCAAGGAUUGUGUUGUUUCCGCUCAUAGUCCUCUUCAGUUGAGUUUUCUUGUUGUUUCUCUUUCUCUCUUUUGUAAUCACACCAACAAAGCAACCAUGGCAGACUUGAUGUUUUCACUGGGCCAGACCAAGGGCAAGAAAAAGACUGCCAAGAAGGUCAAGGACACCAAGGACUCGUUGAAGGAUGUUAACAUCACCGACACAGUCGAGACCAACAUUCGCAAUGAUCAACACAACCGUGAGAUCCAGUCCAAGGAGACUGCCCGCAAUCAGAUCAAGGAGAACAUGAAUGUAACAAUCACAGACACUGUCGAGGGAGAUAUUCGCAAGGAUCAGCACACUCGUGAAGUCAAGUCCAAGGAGACAGCUCGAAACCAGAUCAAGGAAAACACAAACUUUGAUAUGGCCCGCUCACUCUUUGGAGGUGGCGGCGGCGAGGAAGAAGAGGAGGAGGAAGAAGAAGAGUAA